CUGUUGGGUCACUCCUGUGACUAGCGUGAGUGGCCUGCUGACCAGUGAGCAUAACAAAGACAUCGGUGUAGCAAAGAGAAUAUAUCAGAGAGAAGUACAAAGGGGAAACAGAAGUAUUUGGGCUUCCCUAGCAGUCUGGACCUGGGUUUCUAGACAUUGUUAUACUUGCAACCAGAAGAAAUGGCCGAGUUGAAGUAUAUUUCUGGAUUCGGAAAUGAAUGUUCCUCAGAGGACCCUCGGUGCCCAGGUGCUCUGCCAGAAGGACAGAACAAUCCUCAAGUCUGCCCCUACAAUCUGUAUGCUGAGCAGCUCUCAGGAUCGGCUUUCACUUGUCCACGGAGCACCAAUAAGAGAAGCUGGCUAUAUAGGAUUCUACCCUCAGUUUCUCACAAGCCUUUUCAAUCCAUUGAUGAAGGCCACAUCACUCACAACUGGGAUGAAGUUGAUGCUGAUCCUAACCAGCUUAGGUGGAAGCCAUUUGAGAUUCCAAAAGCAUCUCAGAAGAAAGUGGACUUUGUGAGCGGCCUGCAUACCCUCUGUGGAGCUGGAGACAUCAGGUCUAACAAUGGGCUUGCUGUCCACAUUUUCCUCUGCAACACCUCCAUGUUAAAUAGAUGCUUUUACAAUUCAGAUGGAGACUUCUUGAUUGUUCCUCAGAAAGGGAAACUUCUCAUUUAUACUGAGUUUGGAAAGAUGCUUGUGCAGCCCAAUGAGAUCUGCGUCAUUCAGAGAGGAAUGCGGUUCAGCAUAGAUGUCUUUGAAGAGACCAGGGGGUACGUCCUGGAGGUCUACGGUGUCCACUUUGAGUUGCCUGAUCUGGGACCAAUUGGAGCUAAUGGUUUGGCCAACCCUCGUGAUUUUCUGAUACCCGUUGCCUGGUAUGAAGAUCGUCAAGUGCCAGGGGGCUACACAGUAAUUAAUAAAUACCAGGGGAAGCUGUUUGCUUCAAAGCAGGAUGUCUCCCCAUUCAACGUUGUAGCCUGGCAUGGAAACUACACCCCCUAUAAGUACAACCUAGAGAACUUCAUGGUCAUCAAUGCAGUGGCUUUUGACCAUGCAGACCCGUCAAUUUUCACUGUGCUGACUGCCAAGUCUGUCCGCCCAGGAGUGGCCAUUGCAGAUUUUGUCAUCUUCCCACCUCGAUGGGGUGUUGCUGAUAAGACUUUCAGGCCCCCUUAUUACCACAUUGUUGUACUGUCUGAGUACAAGCCACACUAACGUCCUUUCACAAAUGAAGUCACAAACCUCAGCAAGUACAACCACAGCAACAGAAGUAAAGAUUAAUGCAGUUCAACCAAAACCAUUUAGCCAAGCAACACCUCCACUCCAAAAACAAAAACAAACAGACAAACAAAACAAAAAUUUAAAAAGGCAAAGCAAGAAUGGAUAAUCAUGAAAAACAACUGUCAACUAUAAAUUCUGGAGAUAUUAGGUAGAGAAGGAAAAGGAGAAAAGAGAGAGAAGGAGUCCACUCUGAGUCAGACUUUUUCCACAAGAUAAUUCACAAACAAGUGCCAGUGAAUACAGAAAAAGAGAAAAUCAGCAAAAGAAAAAAUAUUUUUCAGAUCAGUUAGGAGGAAAGAAAAAGAAAAGUGGAGAAAAGAGAGAAAAGCAAGUUCUUCCCACAAUGGAGAGCACACCCAAUCACCUAUCAAUGGAAAAACAACAGCAGCUAAUUUUGGUCAACCUGGAGAGAAGGAAAAACAGACAAGAGCAAAUAAUAAUAAUAAUAACCCCUAACAAUCAACCUGAAGAUUAAAGCAUUCUAGAUUGGCUGCACAUAGCCUUGCCCCCUUCAUCAACUAAGCAAAAACAAUUACAGGAAGCAACUAUCAAAUAAACUCAAGAGGUAAAGGGAAGAAAGACAGGUAACCUAACCCAAACAAUACUGAAGGAGACUACUGUCACAGCCCCAGCAGAGGCACCAAUUGAUAAGGUAUUCUGCCACUUAGAUAGAGUUCCAGCCCCCUUCAAAAAGAAAAAAAAAAUAAGUCUUUGCUUGGGGAAAUAUCCCCCCUCCUUUGGAUGAUUCUCCUGCUAAGCCUGGAAUCUUGGUAAAGAAAUUAGCUCCACAGGAGGCAUACCAAUCUGCAUAUGGCUCUCUCACCCCUCUGAUGUGGGUGUUGGCCUUGGGACUGAGGGGGGGGGGGACAGAGAGAAAUAGCAAAACCCACAGACCUGUGUUUCCUUUGUCCUUUUCAGUCUUUGUUUGCCAGCUUAAGGGUGGGUUAUAUGACUCCUCCUUGGUUGGAGCCACCUUGACCCCCACCCCCCUUACUCCUUCUCCACCACUGGCCCAGAAAUCCUACCCUCACCUGAAUGCCCAGGUUUAAAGCAGCCUCCUUACAGAGCUCACACCAGGUGUUGUCUCCAAGCUGCCAUCUUGGCUUUGCCCCCAAGAUCUUUCUUCUUAAUAAAGAAGUAACAUUUAGCUAGACUUAGAGAAAAAGAAGAACUUGCUAAUUGAAAGGUUAGGAUUGGGCUGGAGUAGGGUGGGGAGGAACAUUCGAAGAAAAAGUCUAUGGGUUCAAGGAACUGAAAGAAGAGUGUAUAUAGGGAGCCCACAAGGCUACUUAAGUCAACCAAGUAAAAAAACAUGGUCCUGGACUGAUGCAGUAGCAAUAGAAACAGAGGUGGAUAAAGUGUAUAAUAUUUUGGAGUAACCUGAAUGAAUGUGCUAAUGGAUUAAGUUAAAGAGGAGUGGAGGACUGAGGUUACUACUGGGUUUAUUAUAAUGGUAUGUGUCUUUUUUUUUUUUUUUUUUGUAUUUCUGACUCAAACUAAUUACUUUUUAUUCCAUUGUUAAAGGUUUCUUCCCUCCUUAAUUCUAAGUAUUCCUCAUAGGGUGUCCCUCACCCCCAAUAUCUUAAACUUUUAAUCAGCAAAGUGAGAAGACAUGCACCAGAGAAGCAUGUGGGCCAUUUGGACAAAAAUGACCCUAUGUGGGAAGCUGAUGCCCAUUUUUAUUCACUUCUAAGGGUCUGUUUCCAUUUCCUUUCUAAAUCACACCUAUAGCUCUUAAAACUUGUAGAUAUCCUUCCCUUUUCUUCUUUCCUCUCAGGUAAGGGAAAUAGUGCCUCACUUCCUCAGGUGUUCUUUAGAUUCUGUUCCCUCUCAGUGAUGGGGCAAAAAUAAAUGUUCCUGGUUACAAAAAUUCUGGUGGCAAAAAUGGAACUGGGCUUCAGAGCCUUUGAUCAUAUUUCUCUAACAUUUCCCUUCUGGGAGUAUAGACCAAAAUCCUUUUUGGAGCAAUGCAGAAGAAAGGAGUUCAGGCUUUUGUAACUGAUUCUCUGCUGGACAUGGACAUUGGCCAGUUGAUUCAUACUCCCAGUUAUUUCUAUCUUUCCCUAGUAAGAUAGGGUUCAUGGCAGUGGUAUUUCAUGACCUCAAGUAACAAGGUGAAGAUAUCUUUGUUGG
This is a messenger RNA of Erinaceus europaeus (western European hedgehog), 3417 nucleotides long. RefSeq names its product homogentisate 1,2-dioxygenase (gene HGD). The coding region runs from base 181 to 1218 and encodes 345 amino acids. The transcript has 14 exons. Gene Ontology annotation, biological process: L-phenylalanine catabolic process. Gene Ontology annotation, cellular component: cytoplasm. NCBI's taxonomy places the organism in Eukaryota, Metazoa, Chordata, Mammalia, Eulipotyphla, Erinaceidae. Gene Ontology annotation, molecular function: homogentisate 1,2-dioxygenase activity. The record is from RefSeq and is a predicted model, not a curated record.